UUGAACCAGUUUGCUAAUAGACAGCGCAAUAUAGAGUCGAGUAAAGAAUAAAAGUGGUGCUUCAAUAAUAAUAAUUUUUGGGAGUUUUAAGAAUAUAGAUUUAUCAUAGUGGUGUCGACUACUAAAAAAAUGAGGUUAUACCUAGCUUUGGGGACUCUUUGUCUUUUGGCCUCUGUUUUGGCCAAAGACGAUAAAAAAGAAAAGGAUGAUGUUGGUACUGUCAUUGGUAUUGAUUUAGGAACAACAUACUCAUGUGUGGGUGUUUACAAAAAUGGUCGCGUGGAGAUCAUCGCAAACGACCAGGGUAACCGAAUCACUCCAUCCUACGUCGCCUUCACCGCUGACGGGGAACGUCUAAUAGGAGACGCAGCCAAGAAUCAACUUACCACCAACCCCGAAAACACCGUAUUUGACGCCAAACGUCUAAUCGGGCGCGACUUCACUGACUCCACAGUGCAGCAUGACAUAAAACUGUUCCCCUUCAAAGUAAUUGAGAAGAACCAGAAACCACACAUCGAAGUAGAAACCAGCCAGGGAACGAAAGUGUUCGCCCCCGAAGAGAUAUCCGCCAUGGUCCUGGGCAAAAUGAAGGAAACCGCCGAGGCUUACUUGGGUAAAAAGGUCACCCACGCUGUAGUAACGGUGCCCGCUUAUUUCAACGACGCCCAGAGACAGGCCACCAAAGAUGCGGGAACCAUCGCCGGACUCAACGUUAUGAGGAUCAUCAACGAACCCACAGCCGCCGCCAUUGCCUACGGAUUGGACAAGAAGGAGGGAGAGAAGAACGUACUCGUCUUUGACUUGGGUGGUGGUACUUUCGAUGUGUCGUUGCUUACAAUCGACAACGGAGUUUUUGAAGUAGUGGCGACCAACGGAGACACCCACUUGGGAGGAGAGGACUUUGACCAGAGGGUUAUGGAUCACUUCAUCAAACUGUACAAGAAGAAGAAGGGCAAGGACAUCAGGAAAGACAACAGGGCCGUGCAGAAGUUGAGGCGCGAGGUUGAGAAAGCGAAGAGAGCCCUGUCCUCCAGCCACCAGGUCAGGAUCGAAAUCGAGUCCUUCUUCGAAGGUGAUGACUUCUCAGAGACUUUGACCAGGGCUAAGUUCGAGGAAUUGAACAUGGAUCUUUUCCGCUCAACCAUGAAGCCCGUCCAGAAGGUACUUGAAGACGCCGACAUGAACAAAAAAGACGUCGACGAGAUCGUACUCGUGGGAGGCUCCACGCGUAUCCCUAAAGUCCAGCAACUCGUCAAGGAAUUCUUUGGAGGCAAGGAACCGUCCCGCGGUAUCAACCCCGACGAAGCCGUGGCUUAUGGCGCCGCCGUCCAAGCUGGAGUACUUUCCGGAGAACAGGACACAGACGCCAUCGUCCUCCUCGACGUCAACCCCUUGACCAUGGGUAUCGAGACGGUCGGUGGAGUUAUGACCAAACUGAUCCCCCGUAACACCGUUAUCCCCACUAAGAAGUCGCAGAUAUUCUCCACGGCUUCCGACAACCAACACACCGUCACCAUCCAAGUUUACGAAGGCGAACGGCCAAUGACCAAGGACAACCACCUGUUGGGCAAGUUCGAUCUGACUGGCAUCCCACCCGCGCCUCGAGGCGUACCACAGAUCGAAGUUACCUUCGAGAUCGACGCUAACGGUAUCUUGCAAGUGUCUGCCGAGGAUAAAGGAACCGGGAAUAGGGAGAAGAUUGUCAUCACCAACGACCAGAACAGGUUAACACCCGAAGAUAUCGAUAGGAUGAUCAGGGAUGCCGAGAAGUUCGCCGAUGAAGACAAGAAGCUUAAGGAGAGGGUGGAGGCGAGAAACGAACUGGAAAGCUACGCCUACUCCCUUAAGAACCAACUCAGCGACAAGGAUAAGCUCGGAGCCAAACUAUCCGACGACGAGAAGACCAAGAUGGAGGAGGCGAUCGAUGAGAAGAUUAAAUGGUUGGAGGAUAACCAAGACACCGAGGCCGAGGACUACAAAAAGCAGAAGAAGGAGUUGGAGGACGUCGUCCAGCCGAUCAUAGCGAAGUUGUACCAAGGGACAGGUGGCCCUCCACCACCGAGCGGCAGUGAAGAAGACGAAGACUUGAGAGACGAGUUAUAAGGGAGCUCCCGACAUAAAAAAAGACUGAAAAGACUGUGUGAAUGCGUGCGCGUGUGCGAGCUAGGUAUUUAAUUUUACAACAUCCGCGAUUGUCUCAUCUGUACAUGUUUUGUAUUAUUUAGAGUUUUAUAAACAAAUUUUCUGUAGUUGAA
Molecule: messenger RNA, 2255 nt
Organism: Anoplophora glabripennis (Asian longhorned beetle)
Lineage: Eukaryota; Metazoa; Arthropoda; Insecta; Coleoptera; Cerambycidae
Gene: Hsc70-3
Product: heat shock 70 kDa protein cognate 3
Exons: 4
Coding region: 130-2103 (657 amino acids)
Biological process (GO): endoplasmic reticulum unfolded protein response; protein refolding; cellular response to unfolded protein
Cellular component (GO): cytoplasm; endoplasmic reticulum chaperone complex; nucleus
Molecular function (GO): ATP hydrolysis activity; heat shock protein binding; misfolded protein binding
Source: RefSeq, a predicted model, not a curated record